GUGCGCACCGCGCACAAGGUGCAGGCGAGCCUGGUGGUGGUGCUGACGCGGGGGGGCGCCACGGCGCGCCUGGUGGCCAAGUACCGCCCCACGGUGCCCAUCCUGACCGUGGUGGUGCCGGUGCUGACCACCGACAACCUGACGUGGCAGUGCUCCUCUGAGGCGCCCGCGCGCCAGUGCCUGUCCUCGCGCGGCCUCGUGCCCAUCCUGGCAGAGGGCUCCGCCAGGGCCAGCGACAGCGACACCACCGACGAGAUCCUGCAGGCGGCGCUGGAGCACGCCAAGGACAUGAACCUGUGA
Molecule: messenger RNA, 300 nt
Organism: Chlorella variabilis
Lineage: Eukaryota; Viridiplantae; Chlorophyta; Trebouxiophyceae; Chlorellales; Chlorellaceae
Exons: 2
Biological process (GO): glycolytic process
Cellular component (GO): cytoplasm
Molecular function (GO): potassium ion binding; magnesium ion binding; pyruvate kinase activity
Source: RefSeq, a predicted model, not a curated record